GUCAGUCACACCAUUUUUGGUUCAUAUGAAAAAGAACCUACUUUUGAUUCUGUUUUAUAGAAUCAAAUAAUGGUGUGUGUAAUCUAAGACCACACGUGUCCUCAUCUUCCUUCUGUUGUUAGAAUGCCUUUUGAAAAAUUGUGUGGGGAGAGACUAUUUCCUCAUUUUAAGAAAGUGCUUAUUGUCUUGGGGGUUUAGGAUACUUUAAAUGUAACAACCACGUUGAUUUCUUAGGAUCUGACUGUGGCUUCUGUAUUCCAGUUCUUAUUUAAUAUUUUGCCAUACCCUACUCCAUUCUUGGUCGGGGCAGGGGGAUGAAUCACUCCUCAGACUGAUUGAUAUCUGACAUCUUAUCUGCUUUCUAACUCAUAGCUUCCCUUAAUGGGGAGCAGUAGGAGGGAGACCAUUAAAUAUUUUGGCCAAAAAGAUGUUCACUUCCUGUUCCUGAUGGGCCACUGGAAUUAGAGGAUUGAGGAGUGAUGAUGUUAAUGUGAAGCUUCAAGGAAAAUCAACCAUAAUCACAAUACAGUAUUUCUAGCUCAUAGGCAGAGCAACAGUACUCUGCACCCAUGUUUUCUGUCUCUCUGCAGCUACAAGGGUGUGUGUCCCCAGUAACAGGGAUGGUCAAAGCAGGCUCAGUGUAGCCACCGAGAUUUCACUCAGCUCCCGUGGGACUGGAUGUUUCUGCAUGCAGUCACUUGUUCUGGCAAGUGUGUCUGUCUCUGUCUUGGUGCUUUCCCCUUUCUCUUUUCCAGAUGAUUGGUGAUCAAUCUAUCCAGCUGCCGAUAUGAGAGUGUGCGUAGGGCCGCCCAACAGUAUGGCCUUCGAGAGGGAGGAGAAAAUGACGACUGGACUCUCUACUGGACUGACUUCUCAGUGUCACUGGAACGGGUGAUGGAAAUGAAAAGUUACCAGAAAAUCAAUCACUUCCCAGGGAUGAGUGAAAUCUGCCGCAAGGACUUGCUGGCCAGGAAUAUGAGCCGCAUGUUGAAGAUGUUCCCGAAAGAUUUCCACUUUUUCCCGAGGACCUGGUGUCUUCCUGCUGACUGGGGAGAUUUGCAGAACUACAGCAGGUCAAGAAAAAAUAAGACUUACAUCUGUAAGCCGGACUCGGGCUGCCAAGGGAAAGGUAUAUUCAUCACGCGAACAGUGAAAGAAAUCAAACCAGGGGAGGAUAUGAUCUGUCAGCUCUAUAUCUCAAAGCCCUUCAUCAUUGAUGGGUUCAAGUUCGACUUACGGAUUUAUGUGCUCAUGACAUCCUGUGACCCCCUCAGGAUUUUUGUGUACAAUGAAGGACUGGCACGCUUCGCCACCACCUCUUACUCCCAUCCCUGCACAGACAACCUGAAUGAUAUCUGCAUGCACCUGACUAAUUAUUCCAUUAAUAAGCACAGUGCCAAUUUCCUUCAAGAUGCUCACUCUGGCAGCAAGAGGAUUGGCUUCAAGUGGUCUGGAAAAUUCAUUUAUGAGCAGCACUUCAUCCUGGACAAUGGCAGGAAGCUCUCCACCUUCAACACGUACAUGGAGAGCCAUGGUUACAACGUGGCGCAGAUCUGGAGAGACAUUGAGGACGUUAUUAUCAAGACGAUCAUCUCGGCCUACCCCAUCAUCAAGCAUAACUACCACACCUGCUUUCCCCACCACACACUCAACAGCGCCUGUUUUGAAAUCCUGGGCUUUGACGUUUUGUUAGAUCACAAACUCAAGCCCUGGCUGCUGGAGGUAAACCACUCUCCGAGCUUCUCCACUGACUCCUGGUUGGAUAAAGAGGUAAAGGAUAGUCUGCUGUACGACACUCUGGUCCUGAUCAACCUGAGAAGCUGUGACAAAAAGAAGGUCUUGGAGGAGGAGAGACAGCGGGGGCAGUUCCUACAGCAGUGUCGUUCUCGAGAGACCAGGAAAGAGGAAGUCAAGGGCUUUCAGGCCGUGCGAGUAGAGAAAACUGAGAAGUAUGAGAAGGAAAACUGUGGAGGGUUCCGCCUGAUUUAUCCCACUGUGAAUUCGGAGAAGUAUGAGAAGUUUUUCCAGGACAACAACUCCCUCUUCCAGAAUACAGUUACCUCCAGGGCUCGGGAGGUCUAUGCCCGGCAGCUGAUCCAGGAGCUGAGACUGAAACAAGAGAAAAAAUCCUUCCAAAUGAAACAGAAGAGGGUAGACAUGCAGGAGGAAUCGGCAGGCGAGCAAGCGAGAGGCAAGAGCUGGCAGAGCAGGCGAGAGAAACAACAGCAGAAAUACAAGACUACCACCAGCCAGACCUCCAAACAAUAUCUCCAGCCAUUGAUGUUGGUGUCCGGUGCACCUGACUUGCUCUCGAGUGUCAGACACACAGAGAAAAAUGAAGCAGAUAGCAGCCUUGAGCAGGAGGCCCCCGAAGAGGAGGCUGAUCCAGCACUCUGUAAGCCUUCAUCUUCAAGGCCUUACAGCUCUGUACCUGACUUGAGGAAUUCAAGCCUUCUCAGCUGCUCCAGGCCAGAGCUCAGUAAACCCAUCUCCAAAAUGAAGGAAGCCAAGUCUACCUCUGCAGUGAACGCGAUCACCGGCAUUGUGCCUCUAACUUCAGUAGAAGCCUUCCCAGAAUCCACCACCCAGGUCUCAGAUACCCCUGAAUGUCUGCUGAAUGUGACUAUGACAGCCAGCUCUGAGUGUAGCGGCCCAAAGAUGGACAGGGUGGCCUCCUUUAAAUGCAAGCCACAGCAGGUGCCUUGGUACCUCAUCCCAGAAAAAGUAUCAAACAGUUUUCUGCCUACAAAAUGCCAGAGCUUCUCGUGGAGUCCAAACCCAAGCUGGACUUUGCUAAAGAAUGGCCUGAAGAAGCAGCAUCCCAUGUCAGAGCUGUUCACCAAGGUUCAACUGAGACAGAAGCUGUCUUUGUUCCCAGCUCACUACAACCCAAAGCUGGUGCUGAGUGACCAGUCACAAAACCCCUCCCUGCUCCGCGAGUCCUACUUUCGUAGCCGAAGCUCUGGUGAGAAGAGGCAGCUGGAUGUGCCCUCCUUCCUCUUCUUAGAGAAUUCUCACGGCCAUGAUGUUUCCCUGAAAGACCUGCUGGUGGUUGCCACUCCAGCCCGACUGGACCCAAGGCCUGGCAGAAGCCAUACAGGUGCUUUGAAAGACCUGUGUAUGCAGGAUCAGGAAGCAUACAGUCACUACCUGAUCUCUGGCCAAAGAGGAUGUGAGAGGAACUAGAGUCAGACUGGAUUUCUGCCAUUUCUUCCUCUUACUCCCAGGAAAUGAUUUGUCUCUUCCUACAAUGUCUACGAUGCCUGCAGAAGCAACUGAAAGUUUUAUUUCCUCAUCUAGAGAGCCUGGUCUUAUGACUACCUCCCAUUAGCACCACUGAAGCUAACAGCCUUGCCUUUUGUCCCGCCCCCCAGUUAGCUUACAGUACUGGAGAACCACGACUUCUGGGAGUUAUGGGUGCUGCCCCAGGACACGUCCUAGUUGCCCCACCAGUGGUGUUCUUAUGGGUCCCUCACACAGCACUGCCAUCCAGGACACUCCCAAGGAUAAAGCAACAUGAAGGGAGGAGUGUUGCAAGGAAGGACCUGCAACAUUUCCAGAAGUCCAGAGCCCUCAGGGCACCAACAGGUUAGUGUGAGCUGGUCUUCAACUCCAGAGAGAAAAGACAAAGAGCUAGGCUUGAUGGAGAACUCUGAGCCCUGAGUAAAGGAAUCAGGACAGUUGUAGCUUCAUCAGGUAAAAACCAGACCUCCUCCUACACCAGCAGCUCUGUGCCCAUGUAUCUUCGGCUGCCUUCCCUACCAUCCUAACUCACAUUGCCUUUUCUGAUGCCACUGUCACUAUUAGGCUGCCAUAGGUCAUAGUCUGGCCCAGACAAAAGCUGUAAGACUUGCUGAAAUGGGACUUCCUAGAAGCUCUGUAUCUUUCCUUUUUUCUCCCUAGUCACCAACCCCAGCCAGUCAAGGUUCCUGAGCUGAUAAAACGGAAGUCUCUCAAGGUGAAGUCAGAAUUAUUUGUCUUCCUAAGGGACAAUUUGGUGCCAGCACUUUUGAACCUAACGACAGGGUCACCUUCAUGCUCAUGCAGUCUAUGCAGUCACACAGGGCUCCACACUAGGAAGGCCUUGCAUCUGGUUUAAUGCUAUUACCAUCUUGAAAUUCUGAAUAAUUUGUGAACAAGGAGUCUUGUAUUUUUAUUUUUGCACUGGGCCCACCAAAUUAGGUAGCUGAUCCUGCCUAGAGGCGGUAAUGGCUCUGGGUUGUCCAAAGGCAAAAUAUUAUUAAUAGUAGGAUGCUUUCCUGGCCCCACCUGCCUCCUGCUUGUUCAGCCAUGGAGCUAUGCAGAGCAAUUGUCUGCUGAAUGCUUAUGGGGGACAGAAAAUGCUCCUGGCAGUCCUUGCCCCCAUGGAGUGUGUGGUGGGGUAAGAAGGGUCCCUGGGUAACUAGUCCACUAAAGAACUAAAGAAGAGCAUCGGUGGAUGAAAAGGAAAUGCCCUCACACCCAGCUGCGAAGAUUAAGUCUUCUUCAUUAGAAGAGGUGAUAUUUGAGGUGACGGAAAAAGAUAAAUGGAUUUUUUAAUUAAAAAUUUUAAUG
Molecule: messenger RNA, 4554 nt
Organism: Capra hircus (goat)
Lineage: Eukaryota; Metazoa; Chordata; Mammalia; Artiodactyla; Bovidae
Gene: TTLL6
Product: tubulin tyrosine ligase like 6
Exons: 15
Coding region: 895-3186 (763 amino acids)
Biological process (GO): protein polyglutamylation; microtubule cytoskeleton organization
Cellular component (GO): cilium
Molecular function (GO): tubulin binding; tubulin-glutamic acid ligase activity
Source: RefSeq, a predicted model, not a curated record